AUGGGACCCACUGGAGUCUCUGGGGGGAUAGACAUGUUUGCAGGACAAAUUCCCACAUGUGAGGAGUCUGCCUCUACUAGUGGUCAAGCCAGUCCCCAGCAAAACCUUUCUCUGCAAGAUGAAGACCUUUCCCAAAAUGUGUGGAACGAACAGUUGCGAAUCUGUAAAUGGUAUAUCCGAGCGCCACCGAGGUCCAAGAUCUAUUUGCGGUUCUUGGACUAUGAGAUGCAGAACUCUAAUGAGUGCAAGCGGAAUUUUGUGGCUGUCUAUGAUGGGAGCAGCUCUGUGGAAGACCUGAAAGCCAAGUUCUGCAGCACUGUGGCGAAUGAUGUGAUGCUGCUGACAGGGCUGGGGGUUAUCCGCAUGUGGGCUGACGAAGGCAGCCGCAACAGCCAUUUCCAGAUUCUUUUCACAUCUUUCCAAGAACCUCCCUGUGAAGCCGAUGCAUUCUUUUGCCACAGUAACAUGUGCAUCAAUAACACCUUGGUUUGUAAUGGAGUUCAGAACUGUGUGUACCCGUGGGAUGAAAACCAUUGCAAAGAAAAGAGAAAAGCUAACCUGUUGGACAACCUCACAAACACCAGCGGGACUAUAAUAGGAGUAACCUCUUGCAUUGUCAUUAUCCUUCUUGUUGUAUCUGUUAUAGUUCAAAUCAAACAGCCUCGCAAAAAAUUCAUCCAAAGGAACGAAGACUGUGACCAAACGGUGUUUCAGGAGGUGUUUGAGCCCCCACACUACGAACUCUGCACUCUCAGAGGGACGGGGGCCUCUGCUGAUUUGAUGGACAUUGCCGAUGACUUUGAGAACUACCAUAAACUGAGACGGUCUUCGUCAAAAUGCAUUCACGACCACCACUGUGGAUCUCUGAUUUCCAGCACCAAGGGUAGCCACAGUAACCUCAGCACUCGGGAUGCUGCUGUCUUAACUGAAAUACAGCCCCAACCUGUAAGGCCUCUUAUCCCACCCACUAACAGGAGGAGCAUUCUGGUGAUGAAGCACAGCUACUCACAGGACACAGCGGAUGGAUGCGAUCUGGAUGAAAUCCAAGAGGUGCCCACGACAAGUCACAGGCUCUCCAGACACGAUAAAGCAGUCCAGCGGUUCUGCCUCAUUGGGUCUCUAAGCAAACAUGAAUCUGAAUACAACACAACUAGGGUCUAAGAGACAAACUCAAGGCAGAUAUAUCAGCCAACUGCUUCUUGCCAAGUAUGACAUCUAAUGGAAUGAACUCCAUCCUACAUGAAAGAGCUGCUGUUCUUAGAAAGUUUCAAAAUGUUUUGUGACCAAGAAAAAAAAAAAAAAACUUUUUAUUGUGAUAUGCAUUUGAUAUGUUUUGCUAAACUUAAAGCCAACAUGUUGUGAUGCAGAUGUUUUAAAAUGCAAAUCUAUUUGUGAAAAUAUGAAGUCCAAAUUAUAGUUUCUAACACAUUUACUGGUAAGGAUAUUGCUGCCCUCUACAUUGGGUUCUGUUCAUUUUCUUCCCUUAGCUGUCUGGCUGGUUGAGGCUGACAGAUAUUUACACUUUUUAAACUUGCAAUGCUCAGUUCAAUUUGCAGCCCCGUUAAGUCUUUCUUGGUUGCCCAGAUUGAUUUAAAACUGAUGUUUCCAUCAUUGAUGGAGGUAAUUUGUAAAGGAUUUCUGAGUAAUGCCUGGAGUUGAACAUUGUCAUCUCAUGUCAUCUCAAGACCAAAGUGAUUUAUUUUUACUCCAGCCUAUGGAAGCAUUAAUCCAAGACUUAGUGGGCUGACUCCAAAACUCACUUUUCAGUAUUCUAUAAUGUGCUGCAUCUGAAUGGAUUAAAGGUCUUAAAUCUAUUUUACUACCUUGUAUUACAAUAAGCAAAAUCAUCAGUGAUGCUCUUUUUUGUGUUGUUGAAUAUUUUCAUUAAAAUGAUUUUGUAACUCCAAAAUUUCACUGAUUUGUUACUGAUUUGUGCAACUCCACUCCUUGGAAUCUGGUUCAGCCGGUAUUAGUCUCCCUUCUCCUCUUAAAGGUAUUGCAGCUAACAAAAUAACUCCAUAAAUUGUACUUGUUGUGCACUUUCAUUCGUUAUAUACUGUAUGUGUCAAAUGUGCAGUUUUGAAAGAAACAUGUUACAGUAAGCAUGUAUUUAAAAAAAAAAAAAACAUUAGAUAUUGUACUACACUUGGAUUAAGACAUUUCUGUUUGCAAGACCAACUUUAAGUUAGUCUUGAUCAUUGUC
Messenger RNA from Polyodon spathula (Mississippi paddlefish), 2203 nucleotides. RefSeq names its product neuropilin and tolloid-like protein 1. NCBI's taxonomy places the organism in Eukaryota, Metazoa, Chordata, Actinopteri, Acipenseriformes, Polyodontidae. Gene Ontology annotation, molecular function: protein binding. The coding region runs from base 1 to 1161 and encodes 386 amino acids. The transcript is spliced from 8 exons. The record is from RefSeq and is a predicted model, not a curated record.